GCUGAAUACUCUUCCUACUUGCAUGGUUGGGCAUAGCAUGUAUGGCUACCUAGUGUGGAGUAUAUAUGCAGCCAAAACUGACGUGUUCGCCAUAAAGGCCGGUCAGGCACGUCGAAGUAUAUACGAGUCUAUUUUGCCCGUGGUGGUUCUUACGCCAGAUUUUGGUCUAUUCCUUCAGUUUUGUCUUGUCAUUUCAGUUUCCACAAUGUGCGAGGCGACCGCAAAGCAUGACUUUAAUGGGCAGGAGGAAAGCGAAUUGUCUUUCAAGAAAAACAGCAUCCUGAAAAUCCUUACAUUCGAACACGAGGGCUGGUAUAAGGCUGAACAGGAUUGCAGGGAAGGCAUGAUACCAGCAAAUUACGUCCAAUUAAAACCUAACCAGUUCAUGGUAAAGGUUACACGAGACGGGGCCGAAGAACUACUGAAGAAUGACGGGGACGGCGCAUUUCUCAUCCGGGAAAGUGAAGGCACACCGGGCGACUACAGCCUAUCCGUCAAGUUUGUGGAUGGUGUGCAGCAUUUCAAGGUCUUGAGAGACGGGGCUGGCAAGUACUUCCUCUGGGUCGUCAAAUUCAAUUCUCUGAAUCAAUUGGUAGAGUACCACAGAACCUCAUCUGUAAGCCGCAGCCAAACUAUAUAUCUCAAAGACAGAAAGUCUGAAUCUAUCCAUUUAGUGCUAGCCUUGUAUGAUUUUACUGCUGGGGAAGAAGGCGAACUCUCAUUCAAAAAGGGAGACAGAAUUGAGGUUAUCAACGAAACUGACCCCAACUGGUGGACCGGCAAACUGGUGGCGACCGAAUCGCAGGGCCUGUUUCCCAGCACAUAUACCAAAGAGAUCACAGAAUAAACGGUAGCAACACAUGAGAUCAGAUUUCGGAGUAAAGAGUUCCAUACAAGGACAAUAAUUGACACCCUAUGCACAAACCCUUCGAUACUGCUCUAAACAAUUUGGUGUUUUCUUAGUAAAUGCUUCGAUGUUUCACUGCUAAAUUCUACUUCUUAGGAUAUGUCAUUGCUUUACAUGGCUUGUAUGUCUCUAUAGGGAAAAUAAGCGUUAUUCGUGUAUGGAACUCUUCCCAUAUCAUUUUUGCGUUUCUAUGUAAACUAUAUCAUGCCUGUUUUCGUUUGGCCCAAAUGGUUGAAAUAAAAUGAACUUCAUUAGAAAA
Strongylocentrotus purpuratus (purple sea urchin) is the source of this 1166-nucleotide messenger RNA. RefSeq names its product protein enhancer of sevenless 2B. Gene Ontology annotation, molecular function: protein binding. The transcript has 5 exons. Lineage: Eukaryota; Metazoa; Echinodermata; Echinoidea; Camarodonta; Strongylocentrotidae. Bases 23 to 847 code for a protein of 274 amino acids. The record is from RefSeq and is a predicted model, not a curated record.